CGUUUUACGCAUAUGAUGUGAUCAUCCAGAGACCCUCCGCGCGCUCAUCACGUGCUUCAGCUCAAUCCAUCCAGCCGCUUCGAGCAGAAGAAACUAUCUCACCUCUCAGGAAAAGGCUUGUGAAAAACCUAUAAGAUUGACGUCAAAAAGAUUAAACUAUUCGGACACAUCGAGCUGAACGCGAGAGAAUCGGAUGUGAGUGGAAGUGUUGGGAAACACCUCCAGGACCAAGUGCCUUUCCUCGUCUCCGGCAGCCCGUGGGAAGUUUCUUUCCAUGUGAAAACCAUCUGACACAUAUGAUCUGCUCCGUACACACUCAUACUGGACCAACGGGGGCACUUACAUAUCCAGAGAUUGUAUAACGGCCAGGAGAAGACGAGACCGGCACGCGGAUCGUAUAUGAACUGUGUGGAUUGGGCUGCAUGCAUAAAUGCCAAGAAACUGCAUUAGACAGACGUCACCCAAGGAAAACGAGAUCUUUUUGUGGAGGAUGGACCCGCCAAACAAGGAGAGACGGUCACCGGAGAACGGCCCAAGGCCCUGUUGCUCAAGCCUCAAGAUGUUCCUCGUGGCCUUGUCCUUUGCCUACUUUGCCAAGGCAUUAUCCGGGAGCUAUAUGAAAAGCACAAUAACUCAGCUGGAAAGACGCUUCGACAUCCCCAGUUACUUAAUAGGUGUCAUUGAUGGCAGCUUUGAAAUAGGUAACUUGUUAGUGAUCGCAUUUGUGAGUUACUUUGGUGCCAAACUUCACCGUCCGAAGAUCAUCGCCAUCGGCUGCCUGUUGAUGUCACUAGGGACUUUUCUAAUUGCCUUGCCCCAUUUUAUAAUCGGACGCUACAAGUUUGAAACAUCGAUUCGAUCGUCAGUGAACUCGACCAGUAACCUCUCCCCAUGUCCAGUGAGGUCCACAGGUCCAAGCACUUCUUCAGUACCGAGCUCAGGUUGCGAACACGAGUCCAGGUUGUCCAUGUGGAUCUAUGUUUUCCUAGGGAAUAUCUUGCGUGGAAUUGGCGAGACCCCAGUGCAACCUCUAGGAAUCUCAUAUAUUGAUGAUCACGCUCUGGAGGAAAAUGCAGCCUUCUACAUUGGAUGUGUCCAGACAAUAUCAGUCAUCGGUCCAGUGUUUGGCUACCUGCUGGGGUCCCUCUGUGCCAAGAUAUACGUGGACAUUGGAUUUGUCAACAUGGAGAGCAUUAGCAUCACCCCAGGAGAUGCACGCUGGGUAGGCGCCUGGUGGCUGGGAUACCUUAUUGCAGGAUUCAUCACCCUGCUCUCGGCGGUGCCGUUUUGGUUCUUGCCCAAGUCUUUGCCUCUGCCAGAGAGACGGCUUGCCAAGUAUUCUCCAGAGCGGACCAGCUUCAUCAAAGACUCGCCCCUCCUGGAGCACAAGUACCAGGCAGAUGAGCCAACAAACUUCCUAGAAAUGGCCAAAGACUUUUUGCCAACACUGAGAUCCCUUUUGGGGAACCCGGUCUACUUUUUGUAUCUCUGCGUCACCAUCAUCCAGUUCAACUCUUUGAUCGGCAUGGUGACAUACAAACCAAAAUACAUCGAGCAACAUUACGGACAGUCAGCGUCCAAGGCGAACUUCUUAAUGGGAGUUAUCAACAUCCCAGCUGUAGCCUUGGGAAUGUUCUCGGGGGGUGUGAUCAUGAAGAAGUUCAAGCUGAGCAUCAUGGGAGCAGCCAAGUUUGCACUGGGAACGUCUCUCCUGGGCUAUUUCCUGUCCCUUUUCUUCUUCGCCAUGGGAUGUGAGAAUGCCAAUGUGGCCGGCAUCACCAGGUCGUACAACGGGACGGAAAGUCUUUACAAAGUGGACAGUUCCCUCUUAGCGACGUGCAACGCAGGCUGUCAGUGUCCUGAAACAAACUGGGACCCCGUGUGCGGUGAGAACGGGCUCACCUACGUCUCCCCCUGCCUGGCUGGAUGCCGGACGUCCCACGGUUCUGGAAUGGACACGGUGUUCAAGCAGUGCAGUUGUGUAGGAGUCGGGAAUCAAACGGCCAGCGUGGGUCAAUGCAACAACAGGGAGAACUGCCAUCGAGUCUUCCCCUACUUCCUGGCUCUGUCUGUCAUCACUUCCUUUAUCAUCUCACUGGGCGGAACGCCGGGAUACAUGCUGCUCAUCAGAUGCAUCAGACCUCAGCUGAAGUCCUUAGCUUUGGGUUUUCACACGUUGACAACACGUACUCUAGCUGGAAUUCCAGCUCCUAUAUACUUUGGGGCCAUCAUAGACACCACCUGUCUGAAAUGGGGUCACAAGAAAUGCGGUGGAAGAGGAGCCUGUCGAAUAUACAACACGUCUGCCUACAGGAUAGCAUAUCUGGGCCUGACGCUGGGCUUACGGACAGCUUCCUUCUUCCUGUGCGUGCUUGGGCUGGUGGUGUUACGACGGCAUGUUAAGAGGCAAGAGCGCGGCACGCUCGCAAACGGAGGCACGGGGGCCGCGGCCGGAGAACUGCAGGCUCUCAGGAAAGAAGAAAACAACAGCUGUAACUCGGACCAAUGCCCACGAACCACAGACUACGACCCAGAACGGGAGACGCGUCUGUGACGCACGUACUCGCCUGCGCAGGGAGCAACAGGGCCCGUUUAUAUGAGUUAGACUUUCUAUUGGACCCAUGUAAAUGAUGUGAAGUAAGAAAAACAAUCUGUUGUUUUGAUAUAGUAGACUUAUUUCUUGAAUGUACAUGCUGUUUUGGGUAUAAAAAAAAAAAAAAAAAAAAAACAGAGAGAAGAGAAGAAUGUCUUAAAAACUACCUAAUCUUUUUGGAUUCAAAGCAAAGAUGCUUAAAGAAGUAUCUUAACAUCAGACGCCCUACUAGACGCAACGAAACAUUGGAUUUCCUCUCAUUUAAGCCAUCGUCGUGCACAGGCCCUAUGAGGAAUAACAAGAUUAUACCUUGUUGGGUACAUGACAACAUCCACUCGUAACUUUCUCUUCUGCCAUACACACAGAUAGAUGCCUGAAACAGUUGACCACGACACUGUGUGCUUUAUAUAGAUGGGCCUUGACACGCAGGCUAUAGGUUGACUAUGUUGGUGGAUGUCUCAAAUUGCAUCUCAUUUGUUUUUAACGUAUUGUCAGGAAGGGAGCGCGCCGUGAGGUGUGCUAACGAAACGCUCACCAUUGUGCUUUUACAUGUCGCCUGACAGCAGUUCCUCCCAUUUAAGAAACAUGUGAGGAACAGUCCAGAACUGUGGGCUUGACGCCACGGGUAUGUAAGUAAUCAUCUUCAUGAUCGAUGUUGUGAAAUGUCACUGUGAGAAAUGUUGUGCGUGUGUGUUGUUACGUGUGAACGGGUGCAUUCCUGUGCCAAAAAAACAAAACAAAACAAAACACAAAAAGUGCGAGAAAGAAAAGUCAACAUGGUCUAUUCUCAGGUUGUUCAAUCAAUUGUUCCUCAAAUUUGCAAAUAAUUAUUCUUUUAUAUACUUGUGUAAAUCGUUGUCUGGUUUCAGCUGGCGAAAAUGUUCCUUUGUUCAUUUCGGGCAAUUGAAGAAGUUCACCAGUAACAACCAAGGAAAGGAUUUUUAUUUGUGUCUUGUAAAGCAAAUAAAACGAGUGGCAUUUAUUACUUGCUUUUA
This is a messenger RNA of Ctenopharyngodon idella (grass carp), 3588 nucleotides long. It is a transcript of the gene slco1c1, whose product is annotated as solute carrier organic anion transporter family, member 1C1. The transcript has 15 exons. Gene Ontology annotation, biological process: sodium-independent organic anion transport; transmembrane transport. Gene Ontology annotation, cellular component: membrane. Lineage: Eukaryota; Metazoa; Chordata; Actinopteri; Cypriniformes; Xenocyprididae. The record is from RefSeq and is a predicted model, not a curated record. Bases 431 to 2554 code for a protein of 707 amino acids. Gene Ontology annotation, molecular function: protein binding.